Cornus florida is the source of this 1095-nucleotide messenger RNA. RefSeq names its product peroxidase 43-like. Lineage: Eukaryota; Viridiplantae; Streptophyta; Magnoliopsida; Cornales; Cornaceae. Gene Ontology annotation, molecular function: heme binding; peroxidase activity. Bases 1 to 993 code for a protein of 330 amino acids. The transcript is spliced from 4 exons. Gene Ontology annotation, biological process: response to oxidative stress; hydrogen peroxide catabolic process. The record is from RefSeq and is a predicted model, not a curated record.
AUGGCCUUCUUAGAAAUCCUUAAUUGCAAUGCAAAGGCUUUGACUUUAGCUCUCAUUCUAUGCCAUCCCUUGCUAGGGGUAGUACUUUCAGAAGGCAAACUCAAUGUGGGCUUCUACUCCAAAACAUGCCCUGAAGCUGAGUCCAUUGUCCGGUCUGUCGUCGCCGAAGCCGCAAACUCCAACCCAAGAAUCCCUGCUAUCUUGCUGAGGCUCCAAUUCCAUGACUGCUUUGUUGAGGGUUGUGAUGGUUCAAUUCUGAUUGAUAAUGGUGAAGAUGGUGAGAAAAAUGCUUUUGGUCAUCAAGGCCUUGGAGGGUUUGAAGAAAUAGACAAAGCCAAAGCAAAGUUGGAAGAUGAGUGUCCUGGAAUUGUUUCUUGUGCAGACAUUGUUGCUUUGGCUGCUAGAGAUGCUAUUGUUUUGAGUAAAGGACCAUCUUAUGAGGUACAGACUGGCCGGAGAGACGGUCGGGUCUCAACUAAGUCUCAUGCCGAUGAGCUGCCGGAAGUUGACGAUUCAAUCCAGCUUCUCAAAUCCAAGUUCACAAAGAAGGGACUUUCAGAUAAAGACCUUGUCCUUCUUAGUGCUGCGCAUACCAUUGGCACCACUGCAUGUUUCUUCAUGGAGACUCGACUCUACAGCUUUAACGGCAGAGCCGGCUCUGAUCCUGCAAUCAACCCUCAGUUCCUUCCUGAACUUGAAGCCAAGUGCCCUAAAGAUGGAGACGUGAAUGCACGAAUGCCGCUUGAUGCGAGGACCGGCGAGACAUUUGACGAUCAGAUUUUGAGCAACAUCAAGGGUGGUUUUGCUGUGAUAGCAUCGGAUGCUAGGCUCUACGAGGACGAGAGUACCAAGGAAGUGAUUGAUGCCUAUGUGGGCAUGUCCAAAUCCUCAUUUGAGACAGACUUUGUCGCGUCCAUAGUGAGGAUGGGUCAAAUUGGUGUCAAGACAGGCUCAGAAGGAGAGAUCAGAAGAAACUGUAGGGCUUUUAAUUGAUCUGUUACAUAUAUUGGCUUUGAAGUUGCUUAGUAUAUAAUUAAAAAAAAAAAAACACACACACGGUUGGGCUUUGUGUUUACAUGUGUGCAAUUAGGAACA